AUGAUUGAUAAUAGUCUUGUAGUUGGUGUCAAUCCUCUUGCACACCUUAAGGAUGGAGCCAUUGAUUUUGUUGCUGGAACGGCUGGUGGUGUUGCAAUCGUUUAUUCUGGUCAACCUCUUGAUACAGUGAAAGUGAAGAUGCAAGCAUUCCCUACAUUAAAUCGCAAUUGGCUCAGUUGCUUUGGCAAUAUUAUGAGGACCGGGGGCAUAAAAGGAUUGUAUGCAGGUUCAAUACCAUCCUUAGUGGCCAAUGUCUCCGAAAACGCGGUCCUGUUCACUUCAUAUGGAUUUUGUCAAAAAGCUGUAGGGUAUGCAAGUGGAUCCAAUACAACUGGGCCGUUGGGAAAUGCUACAGCGGGCGCGUUGGCUGCUUUCUUUGCUGCUAUUGUAUUAUGCCCAACUGAAUUGGUCAAGUGCAAAUUACAAGCUCAAUCGGAAGUUAAUUCUAGAUUUGUCAAAACGCCAGCCUCCAUUUGUCGUGAAAUGUUUCAAGAGGGAGGAAUUCGGUCAUUUUAUACAGGAUUUGUGGCUACACUAAUACGUGAAUAUGAAAUGUCAAGGAAAUUUUUAACUCCGAUUGGAAAAACAAAAGAAGAAAUUGGAGUAUUAAGAACAGCUAUUUCUGGUGGUAUUGGUGGAAUGGCACUGUGGACAGCUAUUUUCCCUGCAGAUGUUGUAAAGAGUCGAAUGCAAAUAGGUGAAACUGGACGAUUUUCAACCAUUUUAAUGAAAAUUGUUAAAAAUGAAGGAAUUUCUGCUUUAUAUAAAGGAUUGUCACCAACAUUAAUUCGAACUUGUAUUGCUAGUGCAGCUUUAUUUAUAACUUUUGAAAAUAUUAAAACUUUUCUUCAUAGUUUGUGA
Meloidogyne enterolobii is the source of this 861-nucleotide messenger RNA. The record is from the annotation of a GenBank genome assembly. Lineage: Eukaryota; Metazoa; Nematoda; Chromadorea; Rhabditida; Meloidogynidae.